AUCUAUUUGGCGUUUAUUAAAAUCAGAGUUCAAAAUAAUAACUUAUAUGUUUUGUAUUUAUGAAUUGUUUUGAGUAUUACUAGUAACAUUCUUAUUACAACUUUUUAUUUUGGAACGUUAAUAUUUCGCGCAUUUGAUAAGAAAAUUUAUUCGCAGAUGGAAGCCCGGGACGAAAUUUUAUAUCAACUUAUAUUUCUAAGGCUAUUUUGAAAAAUGAAGAGGAAACACAAAAAUGGUUAAAGUAUAAAAGUGAUCAUGAAACUGCUAUAAAAAAUUUAGAAGAAUUCCGAAAAAAAAUUAGCGUGGAAGUAAUGGUUCCAAUCGGAAACAAAGCAUUAAUACCAGGCUAUUUAACGCAUACAAAUGAGGUUUUUGUCAGUCACUUUGGAAAAUUUAUUUCAAAAUGCACCUCUUAUCAAGCACAAGAAAUAUGCAAAAAUCGAAUUAAUAUAGCAGACGACUAUUUAACUAAAUUAGAAGUGGAAAGAGAUAUGUUUAAAAAUAAUAUUGAAAUACCGCAUAUCCAAGGAGCGGUACCUGGAAUGGAGAUGCAAGAAAUUAUAGAAGAAUAUGACGAAGAGAAGGAAAAGGAAUGGAGGGAAGAACAUAAAAAAAGAGCUCGAUUGGAAAAAUUAAAGGAAAGAGAUGUUACUAACAAGGAAGAUAAAACGUAUGAAAAUAUUAUAAUGAAAUUAGAGGAACUAGAAUUAUUAGAAGAACUGGAAACUGAACUUGGUGAAUUAAAAAUUGAAGAUGACGACACGUUGAAAAAAUUGAUGUCAGGAGAACUAAAAGUUGAAGAAAAACCAAGAGUUUCCCACUAUAGAACGCGCGAUAUAAUUGAUAAUAUUACGAGUGAUAAUCAAUUUCAAGAAAAUUUGCUAAGUAGCACAGAUUCUAAUUUAAAUUUCCAAAUAGGCAAGAACCAAAAAGGUCAUUAUGACGAUGAAUUUAUUUGUGUCGACAAUAUAGUUGAAGAUGAAAUGUCAGAAAGUUCAUCAGAUGAAGAUUUUCCAGAAGAAUUUAUUGAAUACAAAAAUCAAGCCGAAAAAAUAGAUUCAUAUCACAAAAAGUUUGCAUUUGUUAAAGAGAAAAUAAAAUUGAUUGAAACAGAAAUAGAUAGCAUGAAAAUAAGUAGUAUGACUGAUCUCAAUUGUAAGUUAAAUAAAGUGGAAGCUCGCGACUAUCUAAUAGAUUAUGCUUUAACUUUAGAAGACCAAGAAAAUUCGUACAUAGAAGUCGAGACUAAAAAUAUUCCUUACAAAAAAAAUAUUAACACAACCGAUACUUCAGAAAAGAAAAUUAAAAAAAAUCAACGAAUAUCUUUCAUUCUAGAAAAUGAUGUAACUUAUAUUGACCAAAAUGAAACGGUAGAAAAUAUGUUUACAAAAAACCGUCAAGAAUUUGGUAAAGAUAAAAUUGUUUUAAAUCCGAAGCCUGAAGAAAAUAAUUUAGAGACCAUAAAUUUUGAUAAAAAUGAAUUGACAAUACUUGAAAAAGUGGAGAAAAAUGUCAAUCACAUGCAAGAAACACAAAGCUACGAAGAUUUUGAUUUAGUUUCAAAAAUUUUAAGCAGUAAUAAAAACGCUCACACUCUACAAAUAACGUUUAAACACUCACCAAAUAUCUAUAAAUAUAAUAAAAAUGAACAAUGUAUUAAUAAUGUUAUUGAAAGUCCAGUGAAUUUUUAUGAAAUGUUUGGCGAACAAUAUCCACAAAAUUUAGAUUCAAUUUUUACCACCAAUGAGGAAGGCAAUGAAAAAUUGAAAAUUGAGUCUGAUAAGGGAUUAAAAAAUAAGGAAAAUAAUUUAAAUGGAUUCGACAAGAAAACAAUCCAUAAAGAUGAAACAACAACAACUAAUAAAUCUGGAAAUGAAUUUGAAAUUGACACAACAAAAUCGCAAUUAGAAAAAAAAGAAUCGUCAAAGACUGAAACAGCACCCACAAUCCCGACCAUUUUAAAAAAUAAAGAUGCUGUUAAGCGUGAACGGCAUUUUCAAAAAACAAAAGAUGAAAAAGGGAACGCUAUUCCUAAAAUGAUUUUGGGUGAUGUGAUUACAAACCCAGAACCAGAAAAAUGUCAUGAUCUGUCCUUCGGAAAUAUUAUCAACACACAUGCGCCUAAAAAAAGAAUUAGCAGAUUUAAACAGAGUAGAGUUUCAAAAUUACCAUAAUCUACUUAGGAACGUAAUUUUUAUUGCUUGUAAACAAAAAAUUUAAACUUUAAAUAUAAAAACACCAA
This is a messenger RNA of Condylostylus longicornis, 2242 nucleotides long. RefSeq names its product unconventional prefoldin RPB5 interactor-like protein (gene uri). The record is from RefSeq and is a predicted model, not a curated record. NCBI's taxonomy places the organism in Eukaryota, Metazoa, Arthropoda, Insecta, Diptera, Dolichopodidae. The coding region runs from base 312 to 2174 and encodes 620 amino acids. Gene Ontology annotation, molecular function: transcription corepressor activity; chromatin binding; phosphatase inhibitor activity. The transcript is spliced from 6 exons. Gene Ontology annotation, biological process: negative regulation of transcription by RNA polymerase II; negative regulation of phosphatase activity.